AUGGCGUUUUGAUGACGACGCGAGAAACGAGGACCCCUGCCCUUACUGGAAAGGCUAACCCCAACCCCUCCUGCAGCCACCUAGACAUACCAGCCUGGCAAGGUGGGUCUGCCUUUUUUCUCCCUCUUUAACGAGCCAUGUCGUCUUUCCUUUUUCACCAUUUCACAUCGGAGAGGAACAUGCAGUAUUGCACGGUACUUGGCUGCGUGUCAUGUCGUGAGAAAUGCCGUACCGAAGGAGAGGAAGUGUAUUGUGGCUCUGCCUGCCUGUAGGCGAUUAGUGUUUACUGCCGUAGUUCCGCAUUCAGCGACUCUCGCCUCGGCUAGCUGUGCUUUCCCAAUGUGCUGCGGUGGUCUUACAUUUUCUAACAAGAUCAUGUCUUUUUGUCUCUUUCGUCAGACGGUAAGAAUGCAUCACCUUUUCCUAGAAACGGAUACUUUUCCAGCACAUGAAAGUCACCUCAAUGAAAAACAUCAAGGGCAGGAGAUGGAGCUCUCAAAUUAUGCCAGUCAACUGCUGCUGCAGCUCAACCAGCAACGCUCCAAGGGUUUCCUCUGUGACGUCGUCAUUAUGGUGGAGAACACACUCUUUCGGGCGCACAAGAGCGUCCUUGCCGCCACAAGCAGCUACUUCAAGUCCCUGGUCCUUCAUGACAACCUCAUCCACCUUGACUCUGAGCUGGUGGAUCCAGACGUGUUCCAAACGAUUCUGGACUUCAUUUAUACUGGCAGGUUGUCUGAUGAGAGUCAGGGAACUGAGCGUGUGUGGAAUUUGAGCACCCUUCUUACUGUAGCUAACUACCUGCAGCUCCAUGACCUCGCCAGUCUGUGUUCCAGCAAGCUUGAGCCCAGUGGGUCGGCCACUGGCAAGAGCUCCUUACGUACGCAUCAGCCUUUUUCACCCACCUCAAAAACCUUGCCCAAACGAGAGGCUGAAGACACUUCAUCUGACAUUGAAGCAUAUGCGAGCAUGGUCCCUCCGAAGAAGAGGAACAAUGGUGAGAAUAAGUGUAUCUCCAAUAACAAGCAGAGCUUUGGACUGGAUUUGACCAAGAAGAGUACUCCAUUUUGUUCUGUUGUUUCUCUGAGCAAUGAGGUCAGCAAAGGCUACUCUCAGUCCUCUGUUUCCAGGGCAACUGCCAACAGCCUCCCAUCAGGUGUGGAGGAGAAGAGGUCUCCAGAGAAGGCCAGUGGCCUGGUCUCUUUCAAUGGAGCUCAGGAAUGGAGAAGAACCCCUCCCAGGGAGCGCUCCAGGCGGAAAGGCAACGUCAAUGGUUAUUUCCCUGUUAUCAAGAGUGGGAGUCACAUAAGCCAAAACCUUGUCUUCAAAUCAGAAUCACCUGAUGAUAAAGAGAGCCAUUGUGAAGAGAAUGGCAGAGACCAGCCAGAGAAUGGAGAAUCUAGUGAUACGAGCCCUAACUUUGUCUAUCGGCAGGAGUCCUACCUCAAACAACCUCGGGGGGACUACCCGUAUGUCUGUAUUCCUUGUGGAAAGGGUUUCCCGUCCUCAGAAAGCCUCAACUCCCAUGUGGAAUCCCACAUUGAUGUAGACAUGGAGGGCACCAAGGAAGCAGAGGAAGGUGAUGAAGAUCCUGCUGUCACAGUGCUACAAGAAGCCCCAGGCACCACCAAAAAAAAACCUCUGAAGUCCCACAAAGAGCUGGACGCCUUACGGCCAUUCCCUUGCAACAUCUGCGGUAAAAUGUUCACCCAGCGUGGCACCAUGACGCGCCACAUGCGCAGUCACCUGGGCCUGAAGCCUUUUGCCUGCGAAGAGUGUGGCAUGCGCUUCACACGGCAGUACCGCCUCACGGAGCACAUGCGAGUCCAUUCGGGAGAGAAGCCCUAUGAGUGUCAAAUCUGUGGGGGCAAGUUUACACAACAGAGAAACCUCAUUAGCCACAUGCGAAUGCAUACCUCGCCAACUUAGACCAGGCUUGAGAGGAUACACUUAGGUUAGAAUUCAAAUAGCUUAAGCCUCUCAAAUAAGCAUAUUGGUCUAAUUAAUAAAAUGACAUUACCUCAUAUAGUUACAGUACGUUUUCUUUAUAUAUAAACUACAGAAUGUUCCUUGUGGUACCAGUUACUUUGAAAGAGUGAAUGUUAUUGCUGAGUCUUUUAUGGUUAAAAUGCAGAACUUUGCGCUUUAUCUGGAGAAAACAAAAACUCUUGUUUACUUGAAUACGCUUGCAAACGUUGCUACCUCAGUUCUGACCUCCCAAACCCAUAAAUGCUAGCCCUUUGAGAUUAUGUUCACCUACAGCUAUUCUUCUAUAAGAAACACGAUUAUCCUUUUAUUAAUUGCUCCAAUACCUCAGCAAAGCCUAGCGUCUUAUAGAAAUCCAAAACAAACUAUAGUGAUUGGCUCAAUAAAUUAAAAUACACUGCCUACAUCACAUUGAGAGGAAUAGAGUGAAAACCAAUGUAAGGUUUGUAAUGAACAAGGAUCGUUAUCUGAUAAGAAUUAGUGGAACAAGCGUUAGUUUCAAAGAGCAUUUAGGCAUGUCUGAUGUACAGUUCCAAAGAAUUAAUGAAUGUUGAAAGAUAAUGAAAUACUGUAUUACUAUAACCAAAUCUAUAUUCUUACAAUAUACGUAUUUAAGUGUAAGUCUAAUUUAUGUGUUUCUUCACAGUUGUUUGUUAGCCCCUCUUCCUUUUGCCUUCCCCUCACCUCCACCGUUGGCUUAAUUCAGUGUAAGACAUUGUCAUUUUUCAGGUUUUCCCUCUGCAUAAAACAUUACAUUUAUACAGCUAUUGUUGAUAUGAGACCAAAAGGACUGUUGGUGAAUUAUUGUAAAUAUUUCUUUUGAAUAUCUUGCUUGGUUGCUCACUGAUUCCAGGGUUUUGGUGGUUAUUGCAUGAACUGUUUAGUUCAUAAUCCUUGGUUGCUCCUGUCGACGGGUCAGUGAAAACGCUGUGGUUUUUGUUGAGUGUAAAAUGAUUUGGGAUGAUGCUGAUACCUUCAUGUUUUUGGAUGUUUAAAUAUGAAUCUUAUUUUACUUUAUUGUUCCAUUCCAACAAGCUGUGCUUAGCUGUAACUUUUCAGCUACCUCAUGUCUUUCAGGGUAUUUACCCACUGUUUAAGCAAGGUACCACCUGAACUCUGCACCAGGCCAAUAGAAAUGCUGUUGUAAUGCAGUUUCAGCAGAGCUUCAGACAACAAAUGGCUUAAAUUGCCUUGCUAUUGCAUUGUUUCUUUUUUUUCUUUGGUUUUCUUUUUUUUUUUUUCCCUCCCAGCCCAAAAUGAGUUUACACACAAGUUGUUAUCUGUGACACUGUCUGUACCACAAUGGAAUGUUGAAAUAUGCAGGAACUUUACAAUUUAUGAUGGACUUGAAACCGAUCUGCAAAACUGUGACAACACUUGGACUUUUUCCUCUGGAAACCUCAGGGAUUGUUUUUUUUUUUUUUUUUUUUUUUUAUUUUGUUGUUUGUUUUUUGGGGAGAGGAGGGGGCGUUUCUGCCCUUUUAUACCACAAAGCGCCAAUUGCCGAUAUUUUUGCAGCUAUAUUUGUCACUAUUUGAGCACUACUUUCACACUAAAAUAGUCUGAAGCAUUCUGUAUAACCAAACCCAACUGCCUUCAUAAGGCACGGCAGCUCGAUUCUAUAGUCUACUUUCCUCUUGCAAUAUAUUUUAGUAAAUGAUCGUGUUAACAUGAAUUUCAUAUGCAUUUGGAAAGAAUAUCAAAUUCCGUUGUUCAAAGAGUAUGGAUUAUGAUCUGUUGAAUACCAAAGCACAUUUUCUCAGAAAUGGAUGGAUACAUAUGAAUGACUAUGUACUUGACAUGAUACUUAUAAUUAAAUGCUGAUAAAGUUCUGUACCUGCA
Messenger RNA from Pygocentrus nattereri (red-bellied piranha), 3828 nucleotides. It is a transcript of the gene hic1l, whose product is annotated as hypermethylated in cancer 1 like. The record is from RefSeq and is a predicted model, not a curated record. The coding region runs from base 340 to 1929 and encodes 529 amino acids. The transcript has 3 exons. Gene Ontology annotation, cellular component: nucleus. NCBI's taxonomy places the organism in Eukaryota, Metazoa, Chordata, Actinopteri, Characiformes, Serrasalmidae. Gene Ontology annotation, molecular function: protein binding; RNA polymerase II cis-regulatory region sequence-specific DNA binding; DNA-binding transcription factor activity, RNA polymerase II-specific. Gene Ontology annotation, biological process: regulation of transcription by RNA polymerase II.